CCUCCGGAGGAGCUCUCCGAGUUUCAUACUCUUGUCUCGCGAUCGUUUGGCACACUGCAAGCGCUACAUGGGCAAUCUGCUUAGUACCCGGAACAUCCCAACUUGGGGCAGGGCUGCAGAGGGCACCCAGCACCACUUCCGCUCCUCCUGUUGGUCAGACAACAACGGCCCUCUCUCAGAACAUUCAGGCUGCUGCCGGAGGAGGGGCAAGUACUGUCACCUUAAACCCGGUUACCUGGGUCCAACCAGUCCAAAAUGUGGGAGGGGCGGUAGUGGGACACCACAGUACAGUUUCCACUGCUGGAGGUGCUGGUGGGCCCAGUACCCUUCAGUGUGCCCAAGGAACACCUAGACAAAGAAAAUCGUCUCCACGUGGAACACCAACGACCAAGGGCAAGCGAAACACGUCUACUUCCAACUUGUGCUUGGAGUCAAACACCAAAAGCCAAGCCGCCCAAAGCAGGGGUGGUCCGAUUAUGGGACACGACAACACGGCUCCCAACGUCAGAGGCUGCAGUGUGCCCGUUACCCGCAAGGGCAUCCACUGUUCGACGAAACAACGAAAGCCAGGGGUAAGGGCUACCACCUCACAAAAGAGGAAUUCGACAUCGAGCGACGUGCAUGCUUCGCCAGGAAAUCCGAGCCCUAGGGGCCGACCUGCCGAAAGCACGGGCAGCGCACCUGACCGAAAGGACAACGCUCGCCCCACCAUCGCAGCCUCUGGUGUGCCCACGACACAGAAGUGCUCACACACAAGGGGCUCGCCUGGCCACACGACCGCUCUUGUAACUCCAGCUUUUCACACCAGCAUGUCUACUUGUAACACAAACUCAGUGCUUCAACCCACCACUACUUGUUCCCUCCUUCCGCCAAGCACCUGUGGCACAUCUGCCCAGACUGGACAAGCUGCCCUUCCUGCAUUCCAUCAGGAUAACUCUGCCCCACCUGAUGCAAACUCUAUAGACGACAUCGUAGCCAUGAUGGCGGCCCUUUCUAUCAGCAAGCGCCCUCAGAAGACUUGCAGACUACCUGGCACUGACACAGGUGGUGCUAGGGGAAUCAGCACCACAUCUUCUGUGACCGGGAACGCCAAGGGUCCCCCAUCCACACAGACCACACGGAGCGCCCCCAACCACAGCACUGAUGGUGCAAUGGGGGGUAGCGCCAAGACCUUUUAGAAACAUACCCUCCGAACAUGUAGGCCUGCCCCUAGUCAGAGUCCUCCUCUGACUUUGGAGAAACCAGCAAUGUGUUCCGAGGGUCCUGGCCUACUGUUCCUGUGCCCUGGACAUAGCCGAGUCACCUUCAUAAACUGCCCAGGCCUUCCUAGGAAAAUACCAAGUUCCUUUCUUUUGGGAAAGGGACAUACCAAGUUCCUACCAAGUUCCUGCACAUUGUUAUGUGACAGUAAAUGGACUUUGCUGUGCUGUAGGGGAAUCAGCCCCUUCAACUGAAACUGAACCUAUUUUCAGUAGUCAGAAGGAAACACCUUUUGCAGGUUUACAUUUUGGAAGGUGAGGGGCACCUGAGUCCAGUUAAGUAGUACACCAGAUUCGAGAAGUUCCAGAUGCAGUUCCAGAAUAGAAGAAAACGGCAUGUAUCAUCAACUCUGCCUCCCCCCCCCCUCCACCCCGCUGGCCCCCCGGCCUGGCGUUAACUUGACUGACCAAAGCUCUGAGCCAAUUUUGCCGCUUCCUGCAACCGGCAGGAUGCCGUCUGCUGUCUGCUGUCUGCAAAAGUUCCUUGCCCCAUGCCUACUUGCCUCAAUGGACCCUUACCUUUCUCAAACUGAACAUAGACUUCUCUAGCUAUAAAACUUUGUUCCU
Mustela lutreola (European mink) is the source of this 1826-nucleotide messenger RNA. Its product is annotated as mucin-5AC-like. The coding region runs from base 477 to 1178 and encodes 233 amino acids. The record is from RefSeq and is a predicted model, not a curated record. Lineage: Eukaryota; Metazoa; Chordata; Mammalia; Carnivora; Mustelidae. The transcript is spliced from 2 exons.